AUUCUCCGCUGCACCCUGACGUCAUUUCCAUGCGCUAAACUGAGUUGGCCACAAACGAUAGGUCGCUUCCGUGUCCUGGUGUCAUCAUGACCAAACUUCUGGAGUGGCUGUGCGGUGUGUCGGUGGUGCUGGCCGCCUGGGUGCUGGUGGCCUUCGACCCGCUGGACCUGAGCGUGCCUCGCACGUACCGGGAAGUGGCCUGGCCCAUGCCGCUCUACCUGCUGGUGUCGUUCGGCUGCUACUCCCUGGCCACGGUGGGCUACCGGGUGACCACCUUUAACGACUGCCAGGAGGCGGCCCAGGAGCUCCAGGCCCAGAUCAAGGAGGCCAAGGAGGACUUGAGGAAGAAAGGCUUGAAGAUUUAGGACUGUGGGACAACUAUUUGUAUAUUUACAUGGGGUAUACUUGCAAAAAUGUGGCUGGAGAAGUGGACAGCAUGAGACUGGCAACCAAUCAUGGCCCACACAGAUGUGUAAAUACUUCAGAUGCACAACAAUAUAUUUGAUUAUUACAGACUUUUUACAUUUGUAGUGUAUCAUACCUUAUAUUCAAACCACAAGUCGGAGCUGUUUUAAUGACUACAAUGAAGUUGUAGUCAUUAAAAAGUAAACGUACUAUAAAACGGUGUGCAAAAGUGCCAUUUGCACAUUCCUGUAGUCAAGUUUCUAAACUCAAUCACAUUUUGACACAGGUCUUUUUUUUUUGUUUUGUUAUCAAUUUCUUGGCAUGCUCCCUUAUGAAGGCACACGUCACCAACUGCGUGUGGUAUUAGUGGAUGUACUAUAUCUUUGACAGCACCCGAGAUUAGAAUUAAUUAAUUGCCGCGAGGCUUUGUGAUCGUGAUGUAAACAUGGCAAAAGAAAUGAAGGUAAAUGAAGAAAUCUGCGUAACAUUCAAAGCUAUAUAGCGGUGCCUAGCGUUAACGAGUGACCUGUCCAAUGAACAAAAAAAUGUGGCUAAAACUGUUAAUUCUUUACCUUCUAAGUAAGGAUGUCAUUAAUGUAUGUAUACAAUAUUAUAGAGUGCUAUUUUUUUUCCUACCUUCUUGCCGUCACUAUACGUCCCCUGCAUAGAUAGAUAAAGAUGAAUUAUUUGGAGUAAAUACAUGGUGAAACUGGAUAGUUUCUCACGGCGCAGUGGUUGGGAAUCACUGCUCUCGAAUGCUUAUAUCGUAAAAGAACACAUUGUAAACACUGUGCAUUCUUGCUUGUCAAGUGUCCAACCACACACGCGUUGUGUUGUGCGUUGUGUGUGUGUGUGUGUGUGUGU
Molecule: messenger RNA, 1269 nt
Organism: Phycodurus eques (leafy seadragon)
Lineage: Eukaryota; Metazoa; Chordata; Actinopteri; Syngnathiformes; Syngnathidae
Gene: dpm3
Product: dolichyl-phosphate mannosyltransferase subunit 3, regulatory
Exons: 2
Coding region: 87-365 (92 amino acids)
Biological process (GO): GPI anchor biosynthetic process
Cellular component (GO): endoplasmic reticulum membrane; dolichol-phosphate-mannose synthase complex
Source: RefSeq, a predicted model, not a curated record